This is a messenger RNA of Condylostylus longicornis, 2252 nucleotides long. Its product is annotated as acyl-coenzyme A thioesterase 9, mitochondrial-like. Gene Ontology annotation, biological process: acyl-CoA metabolic process. The record is from RefSeq and is a predicted model, not a curated record. Lineage: Eukaryota; Metazoa; Arthropoda; Insecta; Diptera; Dolichopodidae. Gene Ontology annotation, cellular component: mitochondrion. The coding region runs from base 261 to 2060 and encodes 599 amino acids. Gene Ontology annotation, molecular function: fatty acyl-CoA hydrolase activity. The transcript is spliced from 4 exons.
ACGAUUCUUUGUUAUUGUUUACUUUAUGUACGAUCAAAAUAUUAUAAAGAUCACCCGCCCAUAGUAGAUUGAAUUGUAAAUGAGUUCUUUCCAAAUUUUGUUUAUGUUAAGAUAUAAUAAUAAAAAUAUAUAAAUAAAUAAAUAAUAAAGAUAAAUAAAUAAUAAAAAUAAUAUAAUAUUCAGGUAUAUUCAAGUAUUGUAAUUAAUAUCAAAUAAUUUGAAAAUAGAAUACCUCCACAUACAUACAUUUAUUUUAAAAAAUGUCCAAUCGUAAACCAUUAAACAUAUUUUCUGAAAAUAUUGCUGAGAAUUGGAAACAAUUUAAAAAUGAUUACGAUAAGUUUGAAGUUUUAUCCGGUCUAGCCCGAAAAAGUGAUAAAGCCCGAAUAUCAAAUUUUUUAAGUGAAAUUGGUGAAGAGGCUGCAAAUAUAUAUUUAGCGCUUCCUAUGACCAAAGCAGAAAGGAAUCAGUAUAUUUCAGUUAUAAAAGCCUUCGAUACAUUCUUUACCACAAAAAAUAAUCCUAUGCUGGCAAGAUUCGUAUUUGAAAACCGUAAUCAAUUAGAAGGAGAAUCCCUUAGUAGUUUUAUAUUGAAUAUUAAAGGACUUAUAAAAAUGUGUGAAUUUAGUGAAGCUGAUUUUGAUGAAAUGUUAAGCAAGAGAAUAAUUUUAGGAAUUGGAGAUAAACCACUGCAAGAAAAAUUAUUGAACAUGCGUAAUUUAACUAGCGAAGAAGUAAUUGAUCAGCUUAGAAUGAGAGAAGUUUCAAAUCAACAUUUAAGAGGUCUAACAGAUAUCAAGUUUCAAGCUAACAAAAAAUUGAUCAAUACUAAGGAAAAUUAUAUAAAUCAAAUAGAAUUGGGGAGUCAUCAGAUAAUGACAAUGAAAGAAAUAAAAGCAGAAAUGAUGGAUCGAUUAGGUUUGGAUCCAACAUAUACACAAUAUCCAAAAUCUAGAGAUCAUCUUUUACAAUAUGAACCUAAGCGCGAAGAUUUACCCCCAAGAUGUAUGAAUGACUCUUUUACAUCCGCCAUUAUUCCUCUUUCUCAAGAUAGUGUUUUAAGAGACUCAUAUAUAACUUCUACAGAAUCGAUACGUUUUGGGCGUUUGAUGGAAGAUAUGGACUUAUUUGCAGUUUGGGUAUGCCACAAACAUUUGUAUAUACCAAAACUAGAUCUCCACCAAGUUCAUUUGCCAUAUACUUUUGUUACAAUACUUGUUGAUGAAAUUAAGUUUACGAAUAUAAUUCCAAGUAUCCAUAAUGAUAUUAGAUUAUCUGGUCAUGUGUCUUGGGUUGGUACAAGUUCAAUGGAAAUUAUUGUGUGGCUUGAAACUGUUAAACCUGAUGGUUCAUUGCAAAAAAUUACGAAGUCUUUAUUUGUCAUGGGAGCUCGUAAUGCUAUUAAUACAAAAUCAGCUCCAGUAAACCCGUUAAAAGCUUCUAAUGCAUAUGAAGAAAGUCUGUUGGAAAAUGCAAAUGAAAGACAAAAACGACGCAAACUUGACCGUGAUUCCAAUUUAUUAAAAGUGUUACCAACACAAGAAGAACAAAAACUAAUGCAUGAUAACUUUUUACUAACACAAUCAGACACAACAAUUUUUUCUGGGGGACACAUUUUACCGUCUCACUGUGUUUGGAUGGAUAAAACAAAAAUAGUUGAUAUCGAUAUAGCUUUUCCUGAAAAUCGAAAUGCACAAAAUCAGGUUUUCGGCGGAUUUUUAAUGCGCAAAGCUUUGGAAAAUAGUAUCAUCAGUGCAUCAUUGUAUGCAGGUUCUAUACCAAGAAUAAAAUAUAUUAGUGACAUAAUUUUCCAUAAACCUGUUGAAGUAACUACAAUACUAAGAACUACAACAUAUGUAACAUAUACUGAAGAAAGGAAUAUACAAUUAAUGUGUAUAACAGAAACUAGAACACAAGAAACUGAUUUUUCUGUUACAAAUGUGUUUCACUACACUUAUGAAAGUGAUGUCGACAUUCCAAAAAUUUUGCCAAAGACUUAUCAAGAAGCCAUUUGGAAUUUGGUCGGUAGAAGAGAAUUUUUAAGAAAUAAAAGAUUUUAGUGACUUUUGAAAUUUGUUUUAGUAGUAUUUUCUUAAAAUAAUCACUUUGAAUUAUCAAAAUAAUUUGAGAUGUAAUAAGUUUAAUUACUUCAGUGAUUAAUUAAAGAUUUAUAUAUUUUUUGAAUAAAUAAAUUUCAAUACUUAUGUUUUAUUUUUACAUUAUUUAAUUGGUUAAGGGAGUCUUAAUUUACU